AUGGGUUCUUCUGACCGGUCUCAUAUUCAGUUCUGGUGGAAUUCUACUGUCUCGACUAAGCGUUUACAGCGGUUUUGGUCUGUAUAUUUUGACUACUGCAUAUUAUUCGGGAUUGGCCUGGGUUUGCCUUAUUCAGUUAUCUUUUCCAUUGCUUCUUCGUGGUUUCCUCACAAACGUGCCACAGUUGUUGGGAUAAUUUCUGCAGGGUUUGGUCUUGGUGCUUUGGUCUUCAUACCCAUUCAAACUCGUAUUAUUAAUCCGGAUAAUCUUCAUACAGUUAACGGCACAUUUCCCCGCGAGGUCAUAGAACGAGUUCCAAAAGCCUUUUUAGUUCUUGGUGGUAUUGUUCUUGGACUUGAGGUGGUUGCAACGAUUCUGCUUCAACAAAAGCCUGAGGCAAAAUCAGACGACUUGUCUACUGAAUCGUAA
This is a messenger RNA of Echinococcus granulosus, 429 nucleotides long. RefSeq names its product oxalate:formate antiporter. Gene Ontology annotation, biological process: transmembrane transport. Gene Ontology annotation, molecular function: transmembrane transporter activity. The transcript is spliced from 5 exons. The record is from RefSeq and is a predicted model, not a curated record. Bases 1 to 429 code for a protein of 142 amino acids. Lineage: Eukaryota; Metazoa; Platyhelminthes; Cestoda; Cyclophyllidea; Taeniidae.